AUGCACCACCACUCGACAAUGAAGAACCUAGUGUUCCUGGCGUUGGCCACGCUUCCUUGCGGUCUGGCCACCACGGAAACCUCAGAUCGGGACGUCAACUUCUGUUUCAACAAAAAGGACGGAUACACAUGUGGCGCGGACCUGGCGACCAUCCUGCAGUGUGUCGACUACAACCACAUCUUCAUAGCCAGCUGCGCGGAUUCCGGUCUUAGAUGCACUUUCCUGGACGGUGGCAUUCCUCACUGCAUCGCUCGCAAUGGCUAA
Molecule: messenger RNA, 264 nt
Organism: Anthostomella pinea
Lineage: Eukaryota; Fungi; Ascomycota; Sordariomycetes; Xylariales; Xylariaceae
Source: the annotation of a GenBank genome assembly